AUGAGUGGCAAUUCAAAUCAGAGAACUUUGUUCCAGACUUGGGGUGCCUCUGUGUCCCAAAACAAAGCUGCUCAACCGGUAAAAGAUGCUAAAAAGACCGCUGGAGUACACAGACCAACUUCAAGCAACAUCGCUCAGGUAGCUAAAACACAUCCUCCUCGAAAUGGUCUGGGGACAGACUUUGGUCAAGAAACCACGAAUUCUUCAAGUGGCCUGGUAAGGACGGAGGACUUCAUACUAGUGGACGAAGACGACGACGAUGACUUGAUGGUGGUCGCCGUUUAUGAAGCAGAAAGGGGGCUGCAACUUGAUAAUGCUAACGUCUCUGAAAAUGACAGCCAUGUGAAGGGAGAGAACUCAGUCCUUUCUCCUACCCCAUCAAGUGGGAAGACGUAUCCAGACUUACCUGGGUUUGACAGCUCCUCAGCUAAAGUGUGGAUCUAUCCCACUAAUUAUCCUAUUAGGGAGUAUCAGUUGAAGAUCUCGGAGGUUGCCCUGUUUCAGAACACACUUGUGUGUCUACCCACCGGUCUGGGGAAAACCUUCAUAGCAUCUGUGGUCAUGUACAACUUCUACCGGUGGUAUCCAUCAGGGAAGAUUGUGUUCAUGGCGCCAACCAAACCUCUCGUGGCCCAACAGAUAGAGGCCUGCUAUAACGUGAUGGGAAUCCCUCAGGCGCACAUGGCCGAGCUGACAGGCAGCACAGCAGCAAAGCAGAGACAGGAGGUGUGGAGGUGCAAGCGUGUCUUCUUCCUCACCCCUCAGGUCAUGGUGAACGACCUGUCCAGAGACACCUGCCCAGCCAAGCAGAUCAAGUGUGUGGUGAUCGAUGAGGCUCACAAGGCCUUGGGCAACCAUGCCUACUGCCAGGUGAUCAGGCAGCUUUGUAGCCAGACUCUGGAGUUCCGCAUCCUGGCUCUCAGUGCCACCCCGGGAGGAGACGCCAAAUCGGUACAGUCUGUGAUUUCCAAUUUGCUCAUCUCCCAUAUCGAGCUGCGUUCAGAGGAGAGUCCAGACAUCAAGGCUCAUUCGCACCAACGAAGUGUGGAGAAAGUUGUGGUUCCUCUUGGUGAGGCCCUCUCUGCUGAGCAGGCACGCUACCUGCAGCCGGAUGCACAGGUGGAACGUGACACCUGUAUUUGA
Molecule: messenger RNA, 1143 nt
Organism: Menidia menidia (Atlantic silverside)
Lineage: Eukaryota; Metazoa; Chordata; Actinopteri; Atheriniformes; Atherinopsidae
Source: the annotation of a GenBank genome assembly